AUGUCCAAAGUAGAACCGUUUCCUUCCGAUCACAAGCUAGCUGCUCCAACUCAAGCCACUGGCUCGAAGACGCCGUCUUCUCAAGCCAACGGCUCUAAGGCACUUGCCUCGCAAACCACCGGUGCAAAAGCGCCACCUUCUCGGCCAAGUGACACCGCCGAGCCCCGGGCCUCAGCGCACGGACGCCGGCCUGCAAGAUCAACCGCUCACACACCGAGUCAUCGAAGACUUCGUUCACCUCCACCAUCAAGACAACCAGCGCCAUCCUCAUUAUCAUCUUACACCUCUGCUUCACCGUCCUUUACUCCCAUAGGAAAAUGGACCGUGGCAGGUCCAGCUCCAGCUCCCCACGAACGAAGAGAAACAGCAGGCCAUCAGCAAGCCGGGGCCACGCCCCAGACUCUGCCCUUCCAGAUCCUGUACCGCCUCACCCCUCAGCUCAACCAGAUGUCGCUAGCCCACUCCACAACUUCUUGCCCUCAAGUUAAUCCCGCUAUCCCUGCCUGCCCAGAAACAGCCCAACCCAAAUCCACCAGCUACAUUCCACACUCUGCAACCAUUAAUGCAGAUCAGGACUCUAAGGGAGAAUCAAACCCUCCCUUCUCGGUCGCUGGAUAG
Molecule: messenger RNA, 618 nt
Organism: Sinocyclocheilus rhinocerous
Lineage: Eukaryota; Metazoa; Chordata; Actinopteri; Cypriniformes; Cyprinidae
Product: putative protein TPRXL
Exons: 3
Coding region: 1-618 (205 amino acids)
Source: RefSeq, a predicted model, not a curated record